This is a messenger RNA of Gastrolobium bilobum, 1086 nucleotides long. RefSeq lists its product as uncharacterized. Bases 115 to 711 code for a protein of 198 amino acids. The transcript is spliced from 9 exons. The record is from RefSeq and is a predicted model, not a curated record. Gene Ontology annotation, cellular component: nucleolus; small-subunit processome. NCBI's taxonomy places the organism in Eukaryota, Viridiplantae, Streptophyta, Magnoliopsida, Fabales, Fabaceae.
UUCUUUUUCCUCUUUCUGUCGACUCUCAACGCUGCUGCGUGUUUUUGCUCUUUUUCUUUCUGGUCCUGGUUAGGGUUUUGCAUAGUCUAACUCUUCUUCUCCGCCACGUCCACGAUGGGUAAAGCUAAAAAGGGACCCAAAUUUGCGGUUAUGAAGAAGGUUAUCACUUCUAAAGCUAUCAAAAACUAUAAAGAAGAGGUUUUGAAACCAGAAAAGAAGAACCUUCUAAAGGAAAAGCUACCAAGAAAUGUUCCAAGUCACUCGUCGGCGCUUUUCUUUCAAUACAAUACUUCGUUGGGACCCCCUUAUCGUGUUUUGGUGGAUACCAACUUCAUCAAUUUCUCCAUCCAGAAUAAAUUGGAUCUGGAGAAGGGAAUGAUGGACUGCUUAUAUGCAAAAUGCACCCCUUGUAUCACCGACUGUGUGAUGGCAGAACUCGAGAAGUUAGGUCAAAAAUAUCGUGUAGCUCUAAGGAUUGCAAAGGAUCCUCGAUUUGAGAGAAUACUCUGUACUCAUAAAGGGACCUAUGCUGAUGAUUGCCUUGUUGAGAGAGUUACUCAGCAUAAGUGCUACAUUGUUGCAACAUGUGAUCGGGACUUGAAGAGGAGGAUCCGGAAGAUUCCUGGUGUGCCAAUAAUGUACAUCACCAAACACAAGUACUCAAUAGAGAGGUUGCCUGAAGCAACAAUUGGUGGAGCCCCAAGAAUCUGAUGCAGUAAAAAUGGUAAAGCUGUGUAUACUGAUUAUCUUGUCACUAAUUUCAUGGUUGAGAAAUAUGAAAUCCUGCUGCAGUACCGUGCAUGUUUGGUCCUUUUGCUGGCUGGAUUGAAUUCUGAUGGAAAAGCUUGACACUGAACGAGAAGUAACUCUUCAAUGGUUGAUACAUGAAAUUUCCCUAGUAUAACUUGGUGGUUGGGUUCUGCCAAAAUUUUGUUUUCCUCCUGUUGCCUCGUUAAUGUAUGAAGGUGAACCUUGAAGACUGCCAGAACUAUGGUGGCACUUUGAUGGUUCUUGCCAUAUAAAUCACAAGAAAUGAUUUUUUUUUUUUUGUGUUGUUUGGAAGAGAAAAGUUUAUUUUCUUGAGUC